Molecule: messenger RNA, 375 nt
Organism: Bipolaris zeicola 26-R-13
Lineage: Eukaryota; Fungi; Ascomycota; Dothideomycetes; Pleosporales; Pleosporaceae
Exons: 1
Coding region: 1-375 (124 amino acids)
Source: RefSeq, a predicted model, not a curated record
AUGGGACUGGUAGGCAUUGAUCCAAGGACGGCACUACUGGCAAUCCAAUUGCAGCUUGCCGACAUCCAGUCAGUUCUGCAAGACCCGAACGAAGGGGUUGAUUGUAUUGCCUGGAAUAUAUUGCAGGAUGAACUGGAACGCAGCUUGUUACUCUUGCAAGACCAGGCCUUUGCUAUGGAUCUCCUCAAAGAAGAUCAAGACAAUCAAGCUAUGAUUGAUGAACUUCUUCGGGAAGAGAGGCAAGCGGAAGAGGACCACGACCUCGCGUGUAGAAUUCGUGGUAUAGCUAACGAGCACGUCCCAUUGUCGAAGAGAGGCGACAUGGUGCAACCACCGAAGGCCAAUGAUGAAGACCAGGACCUAAACCUAACAUAA